Rosa chinensis is the source of this 1548-nucleotide messenger RNA. Its product is annotated as carbon catabolite repressor protein 4 homolog 1. Gene Ontology annotation, biological process: nuclear-transcribed mRNA poly(A) tail shortening. The record is from RefSeq and is a predicted model, not a curated record. Gene Ontology annotation, molecular function: poly(A)-specific ribonuclease activity. The transcript has 10 exons. Bases 20 to 1378 code for a protein of 452 amino acids. Gene Ontology annotation, cellular component: cytoplasm; nucleus; CCR4-NOT complex. Lineage: Eukaryota; Viridiplantae; Streptophyta; Magnoliopsida; Rosales; Rosaceae.
CUGUCCCUCAGUCUUAUCAAUGGAAAACCCCAUCAAGCUCCUCCGAUUUCAUCCGAUAUCCCCAGUUGUAGGAUGCAAGAUUCAUGCAUCAGUUGAUUUUGAGGAUGAUGAUAGAGAAUCUCCCGAAUUGAAGCAUGUUUGGUAUCGAAAGCGGGAGAAUGGAGAAAGGGAGCUGUUGGAGGUCACAGAGUUUUAUACUCCCACGCCACAAGAUGUUGGACUUAGCCUUGAGGUUGAAGUAAUUGGGGCAGGUGUUUCAAACAAUUUUUCUACGACCCCUGUGCUUGAUUACCCUUUGAUUCAUCCUCGUCAGAUGAUUAGAUAUGGCUCAUCAGCUGCAGUGGCUGAUCUGCAAGAAAUGGAUACAUUCACAGUGCUGACAUAUAAUCUGAUGACACAUGUUCCUGGUUCUGCUUCGGAAGAUCUUGGGUGGGCCGCAUCGUGGCAUUAUCGGCAGAAGAGAUUAGUAGAUGAGAUAACAGGAUAUCGUGCUGAUAUCCUUUGUCUUCAAGAAAUCUAUCAGAAUGACUUCCGUACAUGGUUUGAGCCGGAGCUACUAAAAUUUGGAUAUGCAGGAAUAUUCAAGAAGAGAUCUAAUCCAAAUUUGAAGGAUGGAUGUGCGACCUUUUAUUUGAAUAACCGAUUUCGAAACCUAAAUACAUAUGAGAUUGAAUUUGACACACUGGCAGAUGAGGUUGCAAUGAAAUUUGGGACUCCACAGGAGACGGAGGAAGUUAAAAUCCAUCUUUCAACGGGGAAUAUAGCUGUGUGUGUCCUUCUAGAAAAAAUUGAUGGCUCUAAUGGAAAACUUUGCGUGGCAAAUACUCAUAUCUGCCCAAUGUCUCAUCAAAGAGGAGUAUCCCUCUUUCAGAUUGUCAGUUAUGUACAUGAGGUAGAAAAGUUUGCUGCCGAUCCUAAGGUUCCUUUUAUACUAUGUGGAGAUUUCAAUGCUGAUCCUGAAAGUGAUGCUUAUAAAUUUGUAACUGAGGGGAAAUUAGACUUGGAGGCACGUGACCGUAAAUUCACUUAUGUUCAAGUUAAGGGUUAUUCUGAUAUAGAGAAGGCGGUAUUCAAGCAUUUGAAGCCGAAGCGUGGAACCUCCCUUGUAAGUGCUUACGCACAUUUCUUCGGGUCUCUGCCUCCUGGUCAUCCUUAUCGUCAGAAAAAGCAUGAAACAUUGAAUGAGCCUUGCUUCACAUUUCUGAAAUACCCCGUCGAUAAUGUGCUUGAUUACAUAUUUUAUACAGAUGGGUCUCUACAUCAUGAUGGAGUUCUUGAGCUUCCUAAUCUCCGGAAGACUGAUAUUCUUCCUUCGAUUCAUUGGUCAUCAGACCAUAUUGCCUUAAUGGGGCGGUUUAGCUUUAAGGCGGAAGUUUGAUCAGUGAUUGAAUUUGAUGUUUGUUGUAGUUGAAGAAUAUUAUCAAACUAUUGUUGUCUUGCUUGUCUACUUUGGGGCUUCAUUAGGCUCUACCAUUUUGGGAUGAAAGCCUGGUUAUGUGGUUGUGAUUUUUAUUUCCAUUUUGAUUAAACAAAUGAGCUAAUUACAAA